CACCAAGAUAGAUUUCUGGAUUCAAGCUGUGAACAACCAUGGGAGAAUUAUUCCAGUGGAUAACAAGGACAGCCUGUACUUGGUUAAAACGGUAACCAUGGCUGUGUACGACAUCCCUGACCUGCUUGCCGGAAGAGGCUGCCUGGGGUCCGUGGUCUUCUCGGAGUCCUUCCUGACGUCGCAGAUUCUCGUCAAGGAAAAAGAUGGCAGCAUCAGCACGGAAACCAGUUACCUCGUCCUCACGGCCGCGAUCCCGAGAUCGGCAUCUUGGCUGGUGGAAGAGAAUGAGGUGAAACUGUCCGAACGAGCGCAGCAAAUCCUGAAGAAAGAAGAGUCUUUCCUGGGAAUCCUCCUGACCGGAGGCACUGGAGCGUAUAUUGUCGCUAGCAAUUCACUCUGUAGGCCGGAGGAAGGAAAGCUUGAUUUCUUUUCUGAGGGCCUUUUGUUCUGUCAUCCCCAUUAUGGCAGCAUAACCAUCUCCAAGGCACACAUGGUGUCCAUCCAGUUCUAUGACGGGGAUUCCACCAGUGUGGUUGCCUCGCUCUUUAUAGAAUACAAGCCUUCUCUGCUUCCUCAUUUACCGGUCCAGCUGCACACCCCAAACAACGUCCUGAUGAUUGCAGUUUUCCCAAAGUCAGCCCUUUAUAAAGCUUUCUAUUCCCAGGUUUUUUCCACCUGGCAACAGCCGGGAAAUUCAGGAGUAACGUUAAAAAUGAUCCAGGACAAUUGUCUGUCUGCAGAACAGGAGCGAUUACAUUCCAACAUGCAAAAGCUCUUUGAAGUCUCGUCCCAUCCUGCUGGAGAACGAUGGAACCAAGUAAGACUGCUUACCAGCCUUCCAGAUCUGGCCAGUUUUCUACAGCACUUUACCAUUGGUAGCGUCAGCCAAGAACCAGUGAUGAGGUGGCAUCUGCCAGUUCUUCUGCAGCAGACUGAGGACAUUCCUAAUAAUGAGAAAGAGAAUGAUAAGGUGACGAUUACCAUCCUGACGGGCCUUCCUGGAUGCCAGUCAAGCGAGCUGUGCUCAUUCUUGGUCACGUUUAACAAA
Messenger RNA from Notechis scutatus (mainland tiger snake), 1048 nucleotides. The record is from RefSeq and is a predicted model, not a curated record. NCBI's taxonomy places the organism in Eukaryota, Metazoa, Chordata, Lepidosauria, Squamata, Elapidae.